This is a messenger RNA of Antechinus flavipes (yellow-footed antechinus), 1906 nucleotides long. RefSeq names its product high mobility group AT-hook 1 (gene HMGA1). Gene Ontology annotation, biological process: regulation of DNA-templated transcription. The transcript is spliced from 5 exons. NCBI's taxonomy places the organism in Eukaryota, Metazoa, Chordata, Mammalia, Dasyuromorphia, Dasyuridae. The record is from RefSeq and is a predicted model, not a curated record. Gene Ontology annotation, cellular component: chromatin; nucleus. Bases 147 to 437 code for a protein of 96 amino acids. Gene Ontology annotation, molecular function: transcription coregulator activity; DNA binding.
GGAGGAGCCCAAGCAGGGAGGCUUAGCGAGGUCAUUCGCUAGCAGUCCGCGUUGCUCCCCCGCAACCCGGAGCUACGCACCCAAGACGGCCCGCUGCCGUACCCCAUCCCCCUGCCCUUUACCAUCUCUCAUCAAAGAAGAGAAAGAUGAGUGAAUCUAGUUCCAAGUCCAGCCAGCCUCUGGCCUCCAAGCAGGAAAAAGACGGGUCUGAGAAGAGAGGGCGGGGCAGACCCCGGAAGCAACCUGCGAAGGAACCCAGUGAGGCACCAACUCCCAAGAGACCCCGGGGCAGACCAAAGGGAAGCAAGAACAAGGGGGCUGCUAAAGGCCGGAAAACCACCACUGCACCUGGGAGGAAACCAAGAGGUAGACCCAAAAAACUGGAGAAAGAAGAGGAAGAGGGGAUAUCCCAGGAGUCUUCAGAGGAGGAGCAGUAACCAAGUCUGCUUGUAUCUUGCUACCUCAUUCCCCAUGAUGAUGAUGACAACGGCGGCGGCGGCCCUUUCAUUCUGGGACUAGACAGAAAAAUGUUGAUCUUUUAACUCCCAUUUUUCUUCCCCCAUCUUUCCUUUCCUUCAAUCUGUCCUUGGUUCUACUGGUCAGAGAAACAGCUCUACCAGGGAAAUGCCUCCCCAUUUACACUUUGGACAUAUUCAUAACUAACCCUGGCCACCCUAUAUGGGAUUGCGCUGGGCAGGGUGGAGCAGACAGCAGGUGGUUGAACCUCUAGGGACAUUCCCUACCUCCUUCCCCUCCACUUCCCAUAUCCAUCCUUCUACCCAUUGACUAACCUACCCACUCUUUCCCAGGAUUGGGAUUUAUUUUGUAUUCCUCCUUCCCUGGACAGAGCUGAUUUAGCUGCCAACACCUGUUUUUUUGGUUUGUUUUUUUUUGUCUUCCCCCCACCUCCACCCCUCCAUGGAGCCAGGAUUCCUGAUUUCUCAUCUCCCUCUCUCCCACCCUCACCCCAAUCCAAAAUUUGAGAGGGAACGACAGAGGCUUGAGCAUCUUGAUCCCAAGAGCUCAACUUUAAUUGACCUCUGGGGAUAUUCUGUACCUCCACCACCUGUUCUUUCUACCUUCUACCCAGUCAAGAUUGGUCCCAAGGAUGGAGGUGGAAGCAGACUUUUUUUUCUGGGAAUAGAAGGGGGAACCCCAAACCCAUCCUAACCUUCCUGCCUUCUCCCCACUGACAUUUCCUGAGCAUCAAACUGGAAUGGGGCUGGGCCUAGGGUGUCAAUUUUUGUAGUUGAGGUAAGAGGAAGGGAGAGGGCCUGAUUAAUUUGUUUCCUUGCUGCUCAGAAGAUGUAGGGAGAAGGGGGAUUUGACAAUCCUAUAAAUUUCCCGAUCUUGGGUUGGCCUUUCUUGGCCUCUUGAUUUUUGCCUUUGAAAUGCUUGGUUUAUAAAGCAAGGAUAUUUCCUCCCUGUGAGCCUCCCUUCCCCAAUCCCCCCUUUUAGAAUGCCAUCCCCCCUCCCCCUAGGAGCUGGUUACAUCUUCUCUCCGUUCACAAUCUACCUCUGAACACUUUUGUUGGUUUUCUUUUUUAAAUGGUUUUGUUCUUAGAUUCUGUGGCUUCCAGACAUUCAGCCAUGCGGUUUUGUUCUCAUUUUCACCUGCCCUCUCUCUCUCCUCCAUCCACCCUGCUCAUCUUCCCCAAAUCAUCACAAGGAGGGCUUGGGGAAAUAGUGGACACCAGGCCUAGUUUACUAAAAAAGUGACAUUGUUGGGGAGUUGCCCAACUCCACUACUAUUGUCCCUCCUUUGAUAAUCUUCAAGUUGGGAGGGUUAAGGGAAGGAGAUCCAGCCUAAGUGGGGGAAAAGGGUGGUCCCAGACUAUUGUGAGGCCCCACCACUCUGGUUUCCUAUUUGCAGUUACUUGAAUAAAAAUAAACUCCUUUUUCUGGA